AUGCGCAACCAAAUUUCACACCUUGUAGAUAAACUUCUUUGGGAACAAUGGCAAUCCAAUAGUAAGGAAUUAGACUCUAUAAUUGGAAAUUGGUUGGAUGAACAUCGUCAUCGGCGCAGGAUCAUUAAGACGCCAUCAUCGUCGUCUCCUCGAGAUGAAGGAGAAGAAGAAGAAGAUCAGCUGGACUUCAUUGAUGUGAUGCUAUCCGUCAUUACUGAGGACAAUUUGAUGUAUAGUUAUGACCGUAAUACUGUCAUCAAGGCAACUGUAGUGCAACUCAUCGCAGGUGCCUACGAAACCACCUACGUCACCCUGACAUGGGCACUUUCUUUGCUGUUGAACAAUCGCCAAGUGCUGAAAAGGGCCCAAGAAGAGCUGGACGUCCAUGUUGGGAGAGACAGACACGUUGAAGAAUCAGACGUCAAGAACUUGGUGUACCUCCAAGCCAUUAUAAAGGAAACUUUGCGGCUUUACCCUCCACUACCUUUAUCAGUACCACAUGAAGCCCUGGAAGACUGUCAAGUGGGGGGCUAUGUUGUUCCCAAGGGAACACGUGUGCUAGUCAAUAUGUGGAAGCUUCAUCGGGACCCUCAAGUGUGGGGAUCAGACCCUCAUGAAUUCAAACCAGAGAGGUUUCAAUUUUUUAUGAAACCCCGAUUCACAGGCCAACCAGUAGACAAUGACUGA
Messenger RNA from Telopea speciosissima, 687 nucleotides. RefSeq names its product xanthotoxin 5-hydroxylase CYP82C4-like. Gene Ontology annotation, molecular function: heme binding; monooxygenase activity; oxidoreductase activity, acting on paired donors, with incorporation or reduction of molecular oxygen. Gene Ontology annotation, biological process: defense response to other organism. Bases 1 to 687 code for a protein of 228 amino acids. Lineage: Eukaryota; Viridiplantae; Streptophyta; Magnoliopsida; Proteales; Proteaceae. The record is from RefSeq and is a predicted model, not a curated record. The transcript is spliced from 2 exons.